UUUACCUUCUCUCUCAUUCUUCUUUUUUUUCAUCGAAAUGGUCUGAUUGAGUCUUUCUUGUUUUUCAUUCUUACUACACCCUUUACGCUAAUACCUCAUUACCUCAUUACCUCAUUUCGUGCUCUUUGUGAACACUUCCCUUGCAUAUGUUUGGUUGCAUUAUUGCUGGUCGACUGGUGCAAACAAAUCUGCAGCAGGUCGACGUGAACAAGUUUACAUUCCAAUUGGAUGAUGCGGAGAAUAUCAACCACAUCGUAGUCUUCCUACUCGGAACAUUGCCCUUCCAGUCAGGCUAUGCUGCAACCGUGCACCUUCUCUGGCCCAACAAAGCGUGGCAAUUGCUCGGCAUGCUAUCGAAUGAAAAGGCAAGCGCGAUCUUCCGUCUGAAGGCAGCAUCCCAUUCAAAACCGCAUCCCUCAUUCCCGGGUGCGGCAGCUUCUUCAGGAAACGACAUGUCGAUGGAUCCAUCGUCAGCGACAGCAGGAGGAGCAGCACCGAUUACGGCAACGUUGGGCAUAUCGAUCGAGCCCACUGAUGCAGUCUUGGCCCAGAUCUCUCAGCUCCCUUCCGCCACAUCGACCUCAGUAGCUGCCACGUCAUCCUCUGGAUCAAGAACAAUACCCAGCAAUGCACUCGUACCACUGUCUGCUGCUGGCAAUGUGUCCCCGGACUCGGUUGCAGCGAUCGCACAGAAAGUCAUGACGCAUCUUUAUAACCAUGUGACAUCAUUUGCGACGGCGGUGUUACCUCCAGGCUCGAUGGUACUGGUUCCGGCAGCCGGUCCGGGGUCGGCAGCGAGUGUGCUGGGGGAGACAGGAGGGGUUGGGUCGAGCUUUUUGCCAGUGAAGGCGUUUAAUGAUUGGUACCAGAACGUGGUCCGGAAAGCAAAAGCGGAUCCGAUGUUCUUGACAAGAGAAUAAGCAGGGCUGCGCCGAGGAAAGGAAGCUGGAAGUAUAUUUUUAGAGUCUGGUUCAGCUUCGCUCGGACGGUUUGGACGAGGCUGACAUGUAUAUAAGUACCGGUCGACUUUUGUUUAGCUUGUAACAAUAAUAGAAAAGCGAAAGUGAAUGGUACGGAUAAUGUGUAUGCUUGUCGAGAAGGAAGUAAUUGGGAUGCUGGUGGUAUAGAGUGGCGCAUGAAGAGAACACCGCAAAAAAGGAAAAAAAAGAAAAAAAAGGCUGCAACAGCGUGGAAGGAAAAGUUAGAACGCGUUCAGAGGCAACUGGCCAAUUGGG
Messenger RNA from Gamsiella multidivaricata, 1235 nucleotides. RefSeq lists its product as uncharacterized. Lineage: Eukaryota; Fungi; Mortierellomycota; Mortierellomycetes; Mortierellales; Mortierellaceae. Gene Ontology annotation, cellular component: cytosol; nucleus. The transcript is spliced from 3 exons. Gene Ontology annotation, biological process: protein import into nucleus. The coding region runs from base 147 to 920 and encodes 257 amino acids. Gene Ontology annotation, molecular function: nuclear import signal receptor activity. The record is from RefSeq and is a predicted model, not a curated record.